Copidosoma floridanum is the source of this 1821-nucleotide messenger RNA. It is a transcript of the gene Rcd-1, whose product is annotated as Required for cell differentiation 1. Lineage: Eukaryota; Metazoa; Arthropoda; Insecta; Hymenoptera; Encyrtidae. The record is from RefSeq and is a predicted model, not a curated record. Gene Ontology annotation, cellular component: CCR4-NOT complex. Gene Ontology annotation, biological process: mRNA catabolic process.
UACGUGAUCAGAGAUAUUUUUCAGAGUUCACAGUUUCACACUGUUCACAGCAUUUACUACUUACUACACCUGACUGUACCUACUUAGAACGCUCGGUGACUCAUUCUUGUCUAGUUUUCGUUCGCAAGAAAAGUGUGAUUAAGUAAUUACUUACAUUGCAAAAAUAAAAAAAAAAACGAGAUUCCUAAUUGUACCUGAUAGGUAAACAAAGGCUUGAACACACGAUAAAUCAUCAAGUGCGAGCAUAAGAAUCAAAAGAGCCACGAGGCUUCUCACAUUACUUGAAUACUUAUCACCUGCAAUUAAGGCAACGUGAGAGACAAAAUGAGCACGCAGCAGAGCCCGGCGUCCUUGCAGGCGAGUAUCGACCGCGAGAAAAUCUACUCCUGGAUAAUCGAGCUCUCUAACCCAGAGAUGCGCCAGAACGCCCUGCUCGAGUUGAGCAAAAAGCGCGAGGUUGUACCGGAUCUCGCCCCCAUGCUCUGGCACUCGUUCGGCACCGUGUCUUCACUUCUCCAGGAGAUCAUCAACAUUUACCCGGCCAUCAAUCCCGCCACCCUCACCGCCCACCAGAGCAACAGAGUCUGCAACGCUUUGGCCUUGCUUCAGUGCUUUGCCAGCCAUCCUGAGACAAGAUCUGCGUUUCUCCAGGCACACAUUCCAUUAUUUUUAUAUCCGUUUCUGCAUACAGUUAACAAAACGCGACCUUUUGAAUAUUUAAGGCUGACUAGUUUAGGAGUAAUUGGAGCUCUUGUGAAAACAGAUGAGCAGGAGGUCGUCACAUUUCUGUUAACCACAGAAAUCAUUCCACUAUGUCUGCGAAUUAUGGAAAGUGGAUCUGAGCUCAGUAAAACGGUAGCUACAUUUAUUCUGCAGAAAAUUUUACUCGACGACAGUGGCUUGUCAUACAUAUGUCAAACGUACGACAGAUUUAGUCAUGUGGCUAUGAUUCUUGGAAAAAUGGUUUUGUCCCUGGCUAAAGAUCCUUCUGCCCGUCUUUUAAAACAUGUUGUAAGAUGUUAUCUUAGGUUGUCUGAUAACCCACGAGCUCUUUUGGCCCUAAGGCAAUGUCUUCCAGACCAGCUGAGAGACAAUACUUUUGCCUCUUGCCUACAGGAAGAUGUGUCAACUGAGCACUGGUUAAAUCAGUUGUUGAAAAACUUGGAAGCUGGUCCGCAGCAAGUUCCUUCAUCACAGCCAGGUCAGCCUGAUCCAAGAAGCAUUGGAAUGUCUCCGUUGACCUCAUAAGUUCUGUGAUUGAACAAGAAUUUGAUAUUUUUAAUCGCGCGAAUGUGACGUGUAUAUACAUAUUUUUUGGUUAUGGAGUAUGCAACCGUGAGAUUUUUUUCCUUGUUUUGCCAUGUGAUACCGUUACCGUGAACGAAUUGGCAUUACAAAGGCUAGUCGAUUGUGUUCUCCAGAAAUUCCGCCUACUCCAUGACACCUUCCCUUAGUAUUUGUAAAUUUAAGGUCUAGUGUAAGAGUAGUAAUUCAAGUCUGACUGUAAUUUUUUUCUUUGCGUAAAUUGAUGGAAUUGAAUAUAAAAGCAGAGUAUAGAAAAUUUGUAAAUAGUGCUAUUAAUUAAGGUAUUUUUUUUUACAAGAAGCACUAUUAUGCGUUACUGUUGAGCCCAGUUAACAUUGCAUAUUUAAAAAGUUAGUUAUAUCGUAGAUAUAGAGAAAUUAAUUCUAAACUAAUAAAUAAUCAGAAAGUAUAUUACGUAUGAAUUAUAUCGCGAGACACGUGCUCGUGUUCUAAAAUGUUUAAGAAAGAAUAUUUGUUUACCAAAAUUCGAAAUAAAAAUUAUAUUUGUAAGCAUCA